AUGUUCCCCAAGAUUGCUGGACGUUCCCCUGCACGACUCACAUCUCAGGCGAUGAAGCUGGUUGCACCCAGAUGCUUCCAGAAGGACGAGGAGGAGGAAGAAGAGAAGGUGGAGGAUAUCAAGUGCACGUGUCAAAACCUGAUCCUCCGGAGCGGUAGAGGGCGCUGCGGCUGCCCAUUGCGUUUCUCUAUCACUUCCUGCAGUGCAGCGCGGUGUUCCAUGAGCAUGUUCUCGAUUUUGAAGGAGCGGGUUGGGCAGAUUCUGCUUCCCGGAGAUGAGUUCUGCUGCGGCCCCCAAGACACCCUCCCUCUAACGGACAGCGGGAGGCCAGAACGGCUAGUGGCCGGGCCUGGGCUGCGGCGGAGUGGAGACCGUCUGCUGGUGAGCCGGAGCGGCGUGCUGAGACACAAAGAGCCCAACAAGUUCUGGAUCGAGUCUCAGCAGAGGAGGUAUGUCCCAGCCAAAGGAGAGACGGUGAUCGGCAUCGUAACGGCUAAAUCUGGAGAUAUCUUCAAGGUGGACUAUGGAGGAAGUGAGCAGGCAUCUCUGUCCUACCUGGCAUUUGAAGGCGCCACCAAGAGGAACCGACCCAAUGUCCAGGUGGGUGAUCUGGUGUUUGCUCAGUUCGUUGUAGCCAAUAAAGACAUGGAGCCAGAGCUGGUGUGCAUUGAUGGAUCGGGCCGGGCCAAUGGGAUGGGUGUGUUUGGAGCCGCAGGUCUGCUCAUCAAAGUGUCUCUGGGUCUUGUCAGAAGGCUCCUGACCCCCCACAGUGACCUGCGGGCCGACCUGGAGCAGCUGUUCCCCUGUGAGCUGGUGGUUGGGAUGAACGGCCGUAUUUGGGUCCGAGCGGCGAGCGUCCAGCAGACGCUGAUAUUGGCCAACCUGCUGCAGAGCUGCGACACCAUGACAGCACCGCAGAGGCAGCAGCUGUUCAGGCGGAUCCAGCUGGGGGCGCUAUAGGACUAAGAGAUACCUUGCAGAUUAUUCUUCUGCUGAUUGUUUAUUCAAUCUGAUUGGUGUCAGUGCAGGGUUCUGUCUGGCUUAAAGGGCAUACAUUCACCCAAUCACAGCCCUGCUAGAUUUAGUUAUUGAUUCUGUUGAUGUCUGAACUUUUUUGUGAUUGGUUAAUUGAUCAAUAACCACAUGAUACUUGUGCAGCUCAGAAAAAAGGACUGACCGGUGUACUGACCCAUAUCAUGUUCCGGUCAGAAUCUCACAGUAGGAGCAUUUGACUUGUCUUUAUGACGACAGAGAAAAACAUCUGCAACUAAAGUUCUGAUAGAAACCCAACCCAACCAGGAUCUGAGCUGGUCUCACUCAUGAUGGUCCUUCAGGUUCUGGUUACAUGACUAUGUUCCUUUUCACUGUAAAAAUAUAUCUGUAACUCAAAAAAUAAAGUUUCUCAGUCUGUA
Molecule: messenger RNA, 1412 nt
Organism: Girardinichthys multiradiatus
Lineage: Eukaryota; Metazoa; Chordata; Actinopteri; Cyprinodontiformes; Goodeidae
Gene: exosc3
Product: exosome component 3
Exons: 5
Coding region: 1-960 (319 amino acids)
Biological process (GO): U4 snRNA 3'-end processing; CUT catabolic process; nuclear polyadenylation-dependent rRNA catabolic process
Cellular component (GO): nuclear exosome (RNase complex); cytoplasmic exosome (RNase complex)
Molecular function (GO): RNA binding
Source: RefSeq, a predicted model, not a curated record